This is a messenger RNA of Trichomycterus rosablanca, 1083 nucleotides long. It is a transcript of the gene pex2, whose product is annotated as peroxisomal biogenesis factor 2. Gene Ontology annotation, biological process: protein import into peroxisome matrix. Gene Ontology annotation, cellular component: peroxisomal membrane. Bases 65 to 982 code for a protein of 305 amino acids. The transcript has 2 exons. NCBI's taxonomy places the organism in Eukaryota, Metazoa, Chordata, Actinopteri, Siluriformes, Trichomycteridae. Gene Ontology annotation, molecular function: zinc ion binding. The record is from RefSeq and is a predicted model, not a curated record.
GAGCAACCCGGAAAUGAAGGAAUAACAUGAGUGCCGCAGUGUGUCGACUUUAGACUGAGACUAAAUGGCUGAAGUCAGGGGUGGUGAUUCUCACUCUGAGAACUCUACAUCGCGUGUCCUGAGAAUCAGCCAGCUGGACGCCUUCGAGCUGGACGAUGCCCUGGAGCAGCUCGUCUGGUCCCAGUUUGCCCGGUGCUUCCAGCAUUUUAAACCGGGCCUGCUGACUCGCGUCGAGCCGGAACUAAAAGCUCUCCUGCAGCUCCUGGUGUGGAGGUUCACUGUUUAUUCCAAGAGCGCCACUGUGGGUCAGAAUCUACUCAACAUCCGUUACCACAACACGCUCAUUCCCGGGCAGAAGUACAGACCUUUGAGCCAGCAGCAGAAACUGUGGUUGGCAUUGUUCACGGUGGGUGAGAAAUGGCUGCAGGAACGUUCGCACAGCUUCUUCCUGAGCCACUCGGGUUUCCAAAAAGCCCAGCGAGCUCUAGCGUCGCUUAGCGGAAUGGCUAAAGCAGCUAGCCUGCUCAAUUUUCUUUUCUUCCUACGGAGUGGCUCUUUCCCCACACUGACCGAGAGGUUGCUCGGAGUGAGGCCGGUCUUCGUGCGACCCCAGGGCGCUCGCGAAAUCAACUUCCAGUACAUGAACCGGGAGCUGCUGUGGCACGGUUUUGCCGAGUUCAUUAUUUUUCUCCUGCCGCUGUUGAACGUCUGGAAGCUGAAGGCUAAAGCGUUCGGGCUUUUCUCUUUUUCUGAUCAGUCCGGCAACCAAGCGGAAUCCAGCGGUCAUUCUGAGUGCGCUAUAUGCACCGAAUGGCCCAUCAUGCCCCAUUCCAUCGGCUGCGGUCACGUCUUUUGCUACUACUGCAUCAAAAGCCGCGCGGUGGCCGACGCGUUCUUUUCAUGUCCCAAAUGCAGGACCGAGGUAACGACCAUCCAGCCGGUCAAGCUUCAAAUAGAGAUGAUUAAAAUGCAGCAGACGUGACUGUCAACAUGGCGAAAAUCAGUUGGUAAAGAUGUGCCAAUCAGUUAUGCACUAAAAUGUUGGAUCUGUACUGACUUCAAUAAACUAUUAUUAAAUGUAAA